AAAUGAGCAUAGUGGCUACCGGGCACCGCGCUAUAUUGCCUUAGCGGCCUUGCCAUAUCUGGUAGGUGCGUUGACCACGUGGCUGGGAUCAUUUGCGCUCCCGACUUGAACUUGUUGCCCGCUUGUUUGUCAUUGACGUCCGUGGCCUUAAGGCCCUGAGACCCUUUGACCCUUUGACAAAAUUUCUUUUUUAUAACCAUGUCUCAUGAUGCCUUCGUUGAGGGCAGCUCACAGCUGCGACUGGGCGACUUCCCCGACAUGACAAGCACGCCGAUUCAACCCCUCCCCUAUGCCAACCUCGUUGCAGACGUGGAAGCGGCACGCGACGCGCUCGCAGGACUAGACGAAGAGCUACAUCCACCCUCGCGGCCUUCGUCACCCAGCUCCGAUGCACGCACGGACUCACUCAAGGCCAAGAUCGCGGAGGCCAUGAAGUACGCAGGAUACAACCCACGGAGCGCGAAGUGGAAGCGGGUGUCGGACCUGAUGAAGACAGCGGCCACAAGCAGACGGUAUGUCGGUGCUGCGCCUGGCGUUAGGGUAGGCGAAAAUGAGCAGGUCGAUCUCGGGAACUACAAGUUCGUCUUACCGGAGACUGAGGAGGAGUGGGAACAGUGUGAGGAGCGAUGGGCGAAGCGGUUUGAGAAGCCUGCACCACAGGGCAAGACGUCCAAGUUUUUCCCUGCAGGUACCGAGGAACAGAGGUCGCCGUCGAGGGUCGAGUUCGUGCGAGACAAAGUCAAGGCCUGGCAGGCCACGGUUGUCCCAGCGCCGCCCUCCAGUUCACAAGACGGCAGCGAAGUAGGCAGUGUGAGGUCGUCAAAGGGGAAGGGCAAGGAGACAGAGAAGAUACGCCAAUCUCCCCUUCAGUUCCCCGUAGUCAAACGCCAUACGGCUGCUAUACCUGGCGGUAAAGACAGUCUCGCUACUGGCAAGAAGGACGUAACGCCCGCGGAGCCGCCGCCGCCUGCUGAGAAAGAUGCUCCGGGCAGGUCGCCAACCCCGCUGAAGGGUAUAGCAGACUUGUCUGAAAUGGAGUUUAUUCCACCAUCAUUUCCACAGCAGCUCGACACAUCUACCCCUCCGCCAAAUGCCACCAAAAGGUCGAAACCAUCGCCCAUACCGUACCACUUCCCGUCUUCACCCUCUUCUUCCCCACAGCUACCUAAUUUGCUCGAUCACAUCGUUUUCCCGCUUGCAUCAUCCUCGGACCUACCGCAGCCGUCGUCCGAUGUAGAAAAGCGCUCUCGGCCAAUCACACCGCCGUCCGGAGCCUCUCAGCGCUCCGCCUUCGUGAAGCGUGCGAAGAACACCCCUCCGGCCGACCCUGCCCCGCUCGCGCCGCCGCCACCAUCGACACCUCCUCAACCCGCAUCACCCCCACACACGCCACCGCGUCUCCUCUCCUCCGGCAGGGGCCUCGGAAACGCGAAAGGCCCGCCCGUACCGUACACCCCAGAGCGCGGCUCGCUGCCCACGCUUACCGAGCUCCUCGCGUCCUCGCGCCGCUCGCGCCCGCGCCCACGCCCGCCGUCACGCAAGCUCCAGAGCCUCACCACGACGCCGGCGCCCGAGCGCCCGCCCACAGACGACCUCGCGCUGCUGCCUGCGCUCGCCGAGGAGGCCGUCCACGCGUGCUCGCGCUCGCGCGAGCCGUCGCCUGCCCCGAGCCGCGCGCGCACGCUGCUCUCCUCGCCCGCGUCGGGCUCCUCGGGCUCGCCGCACAGCAGCGGCGCCGUGCCCUCGCGCCCGCGCACCCCCGAGUCGCCGCUGUUCGCACCGGCACAACAACAACAACAACAACAACAACAACAUCAACAUCAACAACAGCAGCAGCAGUUGCCGGCGGCGAGCUUCGCGCCGCUGUACGCGAGCACGCAGGCCGGCGCGCUCGCGCUCGCGCCCCUGGGACACGCGAGCCAGUCGCAGGCCGGCGGGAUGGUGGGGUACAGCUCUCAGUUUGACGUCGAGGGCCAGGUCGGCUUGGUCAGCGACCUGCUCGAGCGCGACGUCGAUUUUGAUGGCUGGUUGCGCGACGUGCCCGAGCUGGACGCGGAGACGUAGGUCCAGAUGCUGGUCUGGCUAUUUUUUUGUUCUCGGACUGUAUGCGCGUUUGGUUUGUCAGUCUUGCUUUGAGAUCUGAGCCGUGUCGACUGUUAUUGUUAUUGUAUAUUUCGUUGACGACAGAGUGUGUGAUGUGCUCGUCGUAUAGAGCAUCGCGAACGAGACCAAACUGUUUAGCGCAGCACCUGUCUUCUGCGAAGCGUUAUGCUCAGGAAGAUGAUGAUCACUGCGGUCUUUGUAUGCCAAGAUCCGUCACUUGUGCUACUUUGGAACACAAAUUACCAUAAAGUCAUGUGC
This is a messenger RNA of Phanerochaete carnosa HHB-10118-sp, 2361 nucleotides long. RefSeq lists its product as uncharacterized. Lineage: Eukaryota; Fungi; Basidiomycota; Agaricomycetes; Polyporales; Phanerochaetaceae. Bases 199 to 2064 code for a protein of 621 amino acids. The record is from RefSeq and is a predicted model, not a curated record. The transcript is spliced from 2 exons.